This is a messenger RNA of Labrus mixtus (cuckoo wrasse), 2362 nucleotides long. RefSeq names its product tubulin gamma complex component 4 (gene tubgcp4). The transcript is spliced from 18 exons. Gene Ontology annotation, molecular function: gamma-tubulin binding; microtubule minus-end binding. NCBI's taxonomy places the organism in Eukaryota, Metazoa, Chordata, Actinopteri, Labriformes, Labridae. The coding region runs from base 99 to 2099 and encodes 666 amino acids. Gene Ontology annotation, cellular component: centrosome; equatorial microtubule organizing center; gamma-tubulin complex. The record is from RefSeq and is a predicted model, not a curated record. Gene Ontology annotation, biological process: microtubule nucleation; meiotic cell cycle; cytoplasmic microtubule organization.
GUAAUCAAAUUGCGACAAUUUGGGCGGCAGUUUGUGCUGAUGGGUGUACGGGGAGCUCUCCGGAAUAUUUCAGGGAAGUCAGACAACGGUGAGAGAGGAUGAUUCACGAGCUGCUGCUGGCGCUGAGCGGAUACCCGGGGACCAUCUUCACCUGGAACAAACGGACAGGUCUGCAGGUGUCUCAGGACCUACCAUUCCUCCACCCCAGUGAGACCAGCGUCCUCAGCAGGCUGUCCAAACUGGGCUCAGACUACAUCCGCUUCAGUGAGUUCAUCGAGCAGCACACUGGGCACGUGCAUCCGCAGGAGCACCACUCAAACCAACCCAGUCAGACGGGUCUCCAUGGGAUCUACCUGCGAGCGUUCUGCACAGGUCUGGACUCGGUGCUGCAGCCGUACAGACAGGCUCUGCUGGACCUGGAACAGGAGUUUCUUGGAGAUCCUCACCUGACCAUAUCUCACGUCAAUUACAAACUGGACCAGUUCCAGCUGCUGUUUCCAUCUGUGAUGGUCGUGGUGGAGACGAUCAAAUCCCAGAAGAUCCAUGGCUGUCAGAUCCUGGAGACGGUGUACAAACACAGCUGUGGCGGUCUUCCACCUGUUCGCAUGGCGUUAGAAAAGAUCCUGGCCGUGUGCCAUGGCGUGAUGUACAAACAGCUGGCGGCGUGGAUGCUUCAUGGUUUGCUGUUGGAUCAGAGCGAGGAGUUCUUUGUGAAACAGGGUCCCAGUGCAGGAGGAGCGGCUGCUAACCAGGAGGAGGAGGAGGAGGACCUGGGUCUAGGAGGUCUGAGCGGGAAACAGCUCCGAGAACUGCAGGACCUGAGGCUGGUGGAGGAGGAGAACAUGCUGGCUCCGUCCCUGCAGCAGUUCUCUCUGCGCUCGGAGAUGUUACCCUCCUACAUCCCGAUCCGAGUGGCUGAGAAGAUCCUAUUUGUGGGAGAGUCGGUCCAGAUGUUUGAAAACCACAACCACAGCCCGUCCAGAGCCGGAUCGAUCCUGAAGCACCAGGAGGACACAUUUGCUUCAGAGCUGCACAGACUCAAACAGCAGCCGCUCUUCAGCCUCGUCGACUUUGAGAAUUUAAUUGAUUGUAUCAGGAGCACAGUGGCCGAGCACCUGUGGACUCUGAUGGUGGAAGAGGCGGACCUGCUGGAGCAGCUCAAGAUCAUCAAAGAUUUUUACCUGCUGGGUCGAGGAGAGCUCUACCAGGUAUUCAUCGACCUCGCUCAGCACAUGCUCAAGACUCCUCCCACAGCUGUCACAGAGCACGAUGUGAACGUGGCGUUUCAGCAGGCAGCUCAUAAAGUUCUGCUGGACGAUGAUAACCUGCUGCCUCUGCUGCACCUCACUGUGGACUACCAGGGGAAAGACUGUAAAGAGUCGUCAGGUCCCAGAGAUGGGGUCACACCCCCUCAGGACAUGUCUCCUCGUGAGGCUCCGCCCACUGGCUGGGCAGCGCUUGGUCUCACUUACAAGGUUCAGUGGCCUCUACAUAUCCUGUUCACCCCUGCUGUGUUAGAGAAGUAUAACGUUGUUUUCAGGUAUCUGCUAAGCGUGCGGCGUGUUCAGUCUCAGCUGCAGAUGUGUUGGGCUCUGCAGAUGCAGAGGAAACACCUAAAGUCUAGCCAGAUGGACGCCGUGAAGUGGAGGCUCCGCAACCACAUGGCCUUCCUCAUCGACAAUCUGCAGUACUACCUCCAGGUGGAUGUGUUGGAGUCUCAGUUCUCUCAGCUGCUGCAGCAGAUUAACUCCACCAGAGACUUUGAGAGCAUCAGACUGGCUCACGAUCACUUCCUCAGUAACCUGCUGGCCCAGUCUUUCAUCCUGCUCAAACCGGUGUUCCACUGUCUCAAUGAGAUCCUGGAGCUGUGUCUCAGUUUCUGCUCUCUGGUCAGUCAGAGUGUUUCCUCUCUGGACGAGAGGGGGGGCGCUCAGCUCGACAUCCUGGUCAAGGGUUUCAGACGCCAGUCAUCUUUGCUCUUUAAAAUCCUGUCAAGUGUCAGGAACCAUCAGAUCAACUCUGAUUUAGCUCAGCUCUUACUGAGACUGGACUACAACAAAUACUACACUCAGGCCGGAGGCACGCUGGGCAGUGUUUAAGAAGAACGCUGAGGAUUACAAGUCGGCCAUCUUUGUUCAUCUGUGACCAGAACAAACUCUUUUAACCUUUGACCCUAAAGGUUAAACAUCUUAGGUAACCACGUCUCUGUUAUGAACCUCAUGUUGGGAGCUUCAGGAUGACCUGCAGUGUGAAGAUGAUCGUUACCCGAGAUAACGAGCGGAGUGUAUAAACUGUAUAUAUUUAAACUUUACUGCAUGUUUGUGUUUCUGUGGAGAAUAAAUCAGACUGUUGGAAUAAAGAA